UUCAAUUUGAAAAACACUGAAUAUGACAUUUGUGACAUUCGCGGUCACAAAUUUUUCCCUGAUGCCACCAAUGCAUUUAAAUAAACAAAAACCGGACACAAACUUUCUAUUUUCGACAUAACACAGUAUAUAAGAGUGUCUACGAUCAGAAGAAAUGUCUUCAACGUAUUUCGAUAAAAAGAUUGACGGUCUCGAUCUGAUUGUAUUCGAUUUGGACUAUACUCUAUGGCCAUUUUACGUCGAAUAUUGCGAUAAACCUUUCAAAAAAACCGAAACGGACAUACUGGACGCCAGUGGCAACCAAGUUAAGCCAUAUCCGCAUUCAACGAAUAUCUUACAAAAAUUGUCCAGCCUUGGCUACAAAAUUGGUAUUGCAUCUAGGACGUCUGCUGUAAAGGACGCUGCUGAAUUAGUCAAUUCAUUCGAAUGGACGCAAUACAUCAGCUAUCAGGAAAUCUAUCCGACCUGCAAAGUUCAGCAUUUCAAUCAAUUCAAUAAGCAAUCUGGGAUUCCAUUCGAACGGAUGCUGUUUUUCGAUGACGAGGAACAUAACGUUGCGGAUAUAAAUGGAAUCGGUGCCGUUGCUAUACUUGUGGAUAGCGGGGUCAGCGACAGUGUGGUUGCUGAUGGUCUUGAGUAUUUUGUGAGAAAACAGAUCAUCGGGAAAUGAAGG
This is a messenger RNA of Bradysia coprophila, 673 nucleotides long. RefSeq names its product magnesium-dependent phosphatase 1-like. The record is from RefSeq and is a predicted model, not a curated record. Gene Ontology annotation, molecular function: acid phosphatase activity. Lineage: Eukaryota; Metazoa; Arthropoda; Insecta; Diptera; Sciaridae.